CUCUAGGCGCCGUCUCCCUGCAGAGAGCAUCAUGGCGCUGAGCGGUCGUCUGGCCUUGGCCGCGCUCAGAGUGUGGGGCCCCGGAGUUAGGGGAGCCAGCCCAUCCAGACCUUGGACUUUGAGACAAACUUGGGUUUGAAAUGGGAGUUGUCAACUCUGCCUCCAAAGCCAGCUUCUCAGUGAGUUCAAACAACACACAACAGUUUGCCAAUAUGAUUGUUACAGGUGGGAGAAGGCCCAUCUCCCUCUCUGUGGGAGCCUCAAUCGGCUUUGGACGUGGGGGCAACGGUGAGAAGGUGAAGCUGUCUCUGCAGGAUGUAGCUGAGCUGCUUCGGACCAGAGCCUGCCAGAGGGUCGUGGUCAUGGUGGGGGCCGGCAUCAGCACACCCAGUGGCAUCCCGGACUUCAGAUCCCCAGGGAGUGGCCUCUACAACAACCUCCAGCAGUAUAACAUCCCAUACCCCGAGGCCAUCUUCGAACUCGACUUUUUCUUUCAUAACCCCAAGCCCUUUUUCACGUUGGCCAAGGAGCUGUACCCUGGGCACUACAGGCCUAAUGUCACUCACUACUUCCUCCGACUGCUCCACGACAAGGAGCUGCUUCUGCGGCUCUACACACAGAACAUCGAUGGGCUUGAGAGAGCGUCUGGUAUCCCUGCCUCAAAGCUGGUUGAAGCUCAUGGGUCCUUUGCAUCAGCUACAUGUACGGUCUGUCGAAGGUCCUUCCCGGGGGAGGACAUGUGGGCAGAUGUGAUGGCAGACAGGCUGCCCUGCUGCCCUGUCUGUACUGGCAUUGUGAAACCUGACAUUGUGUUCUUUGGGGAGCCGCUGCCUGCAAGGUUCUUAUUACACGUGGCUGAUUUCGCCUUGGCAGACCUGCUACUCAUUCUCGGGACCUCCCUGGAGGUGGAGCCUUUUGCUAGCUUGUCUGAAGCAGUACAGAAGUCAGUGCCCCGACUGCUCAUCAAUCGAGACUUGGUGGGGUCCUUUGCUUGGAGUCCUCGUAGCAAGGAUGUGGCCCAGCUAGGUGAUGUAGUUCAGGGUGUGCAAAGACUGGUGGACCUCCUGGGCUGGACACAAGAGCUGCAGGAUCUCAUCCAGAAGGAAACUGGAAAGCUGGAUGGACAGGACAGAUAAGACACUGGCUUCGACACCUGUGGGAAAGUCACACAGGAGAUCCUCUUUCCAGGGAGACCUCAUGCCUGAAAACAGCUCGGACGGGUCUACAAAUCUGGACCAAACCAUGUGGGACCUGGUUAGUGGUCUUCUGAGGCUGCCUUUGUAAAGACUGGCCAGGGAUGUGUACCCUUGGGGCCAUGCCAUCAGAAUGCAAAGGAGUCCAUGUGUGCUCUGUCCCAUCACUGCGGAGGCUUGUAGUGCAGAAUGCUUCUUUCUGGCAGUGAUCCUUACGGUUAUCUGGAGGGCAGCACAGCACGUCCAUCAUCACCAGACCUAGGCGAUGCACUAGGGUAAUCUACCAUGUCAGUCUCUACAGAGGCAUCUUUGACUAAAAAACAACUUCAUUUCUCCCAUGAAAUAAAUUUUAGUAUAAAAA
This is a messenger RNA of Peromyscus leucopus (white-footed mouse), 1554 nucleotides long. RefSeq names its product sirtuin 3 (gene Sirt3). Lineage: Eukaryota; Metazoa; Chordata; Mammalia; Rodentia; Cricetidae. Bases 141 to 1136 code for a protein of 331 amino acids. Gene Ontology annotation, molecular function: histone deacetylase activity, NAD-dependent; NAD+ binding. The transcript is spliced from 8 exons. The record is from RefSeq and is a predicted model, not a curated record.